AUGGCAGCUAUGAAAAUCCCUACAAAUAAACCAAUUGGUUUGAAUGAUAAACCAGGUUGGGGUAAAGCCAAGUUUGAUACGUUCCACAUGACCAGCGGUAUAAGGCAGGGUGCAACACUUAGCCCCUGUCUAUUUAUUGUGUAUGUUGGUGAGUUGAAUAUUCGGCUUAACAAAUGCGAGGUUGGGUGCCAUAGUUCAAAUAUCCCACUAAAUAACCUUUCGUAUGUAAGCCUCAAUGACAUGCUGGAGAUCUGCAACAAGUUUGGCAAGGAUAACUGUAUAAUUUACAGCCAGAGCAAAACAGUUGUUAUGUGUAUUAGACCUAAGAUAAAUAUGAUAACUAACCCUCCAUCAAUCUACUUGAAUGACGUAAGGCUGGGAUAUGUUAAGUCAUUUAAAUACUUGGGUCACAUCAUCAACAGUGAUUUUUCAGAUGAUGAAGAUAUUAUGAAGGAAAAUAGAUUCCUAAAUGCGAGAGCUUCCCUGAGAUUCUUAGACAUGCCUCAUGGAACUAUGAAUAGUGUCUCACAAACUAGCAAUGAACGAAUUAUGUGUAUUGUGAGAGGUGAUGCAAAACAUGUAUCAAAGCAGUGGUCCCAUUGGGAAAACCUAUAUAUUGAUAUCUUUUAUAUCUGUCUGCUAUCACUUUAG
Penaeus vannamei (Pacific white shrimp) is the source of this 651-nucleotide messenger RNA. The record is from RefSeq and is a predicted model, not a curated record. NCBI's taxonomy places the organism in Eukaryota, Metazoa, Arthropoda, Malacostraca, Decapoda, Penaeidae.